AUAUGAAAAAGCCUUUGAAUAAACUUGUAUCACUAACCAAAAAAAUCCGCCGAUUUGAUUGAAUUGCAAUGAACAUAAUCAAUUUUUUCUUCAGUUAACUGACUUUUGGAUCAUCCUGCACAUGUUGUCACAGACAUUUUCUCUGAACCCUUCCGAUUCGAUAGUAUCGCCGUGGAAAAGAUCAUCGCUUCGGUUGCAUUUUCAAAAAAUAUAUCAACCGAUUAGAAAUGACUUUCUAUGGACAAAAACAAGUUCUGUACUUUUUCUCAUCCUCAAGUCAUGUUGAUUAGCGUAAUUUAGAAUCAUUCAAUAUCAAAUCUUUUCAUUCAUAACUUCAGCAUUUUGUUUCUCUUUUAUUGCAGCGUUUCUACAGAUUCCUCUCGAUGCUAAAUGGACUCAGCACGGUAUUACUGUGGCCGGAGGAAAUGGACAAGGCAGUAACCUUAAUCAAUUAGAGCGAGUAGUCGGUUUCUAUAUCGAUGAUGAUCAAACUCUUUACAUCGCUGACCAUGGAAAUCAACGUAUCAUGAAAUGGAAGCGUGAUGCGACAAGUGGGCAAGUGGUUGCCGGUGGAAAUGGAAUUGGAAACAAGUCUAAUCAGUUAAAUUACCCAACAGAUGUGAUUCUUGACAAACAAACAGAUAGUCUUAUCAUAUGCGACUUUUUGAACCGACGAGUAGUACGAUGGCCUCGUCAUGAUGGAAGAAGCGGCGAAACGAUUAUCUUGAAUGUGAAAUGUGAGGAUUUGGCAAUGGAUGACGAAGGAUCUUUAUACGUCUCUGAUACAGAAAAGCAUGAAGUUAGGCGAUGGCGAAUGGGUGAAAAGAAUGGAACAGUGGUGGCAGGUGGUAAUGGAGAAGGUAAUCGUCGUGAUCAGCUCGAUUAUCCUUUUUCCAUCGUCGUCGAUCAAGAUCAUUCAGUGUACGUAUCGGACUGGAACAAUCAUCGUGUAAUGAAAUGGAUGAAAGGUGCGAAAGAAGGCAUUAUUGUGGCUGGUGGUAACGGUAAAGGGGAUGCUCUAACACAAUUGCAUUAUCCAAAUGGACUAUUCGUCGAUCGAUUGAACACUGUCUAUGUGGCUGACUCGAAGAAUCAUCGAAUAAUGCGUUGGCCGCAAGGAGCCACAAGCGGAAGUAUUGUCGUUGAUGGAAACAACAGAGGCGAUCAAGGGAACGAGCUUGAUUAUCUCAAAGGUUUAUCAUUCGAUCGACACGGCAAUCUCUAUGUCGCCGAUUUUUGGCGUCAUCGAGUGCAAAAAUUUUCAAUCGAAUUGUCGUCUCACAAUUAA
Messenger RNA from Rotaria sp. Silwood1, 1288 nucleotides. The record is from the annotation of a GenBank genome assembly. NCBI's taxonomy places the organism in Eukaryota, Metazoa, Rotifera, Eurotatoria, Philodinida, Philodinidae.